AUGUACCUACUAAUACCAUCUAGCGAGCACCUUGCCAUGGAAUACACUCAUCCAAAGAUACUCAAAUUCAACAUAAAAGGAGGUAUCAAUGACCUUCAAGGCUACACUCCAGUUUCGGAUCUCGCCCCACUGCGAGUGACAAACGAGGUAUACCCAGUCGGCGAAGAGGAAGAAGUCUGGGACUCCGAAUUCACCCGCGAUGCUUUCGAACAGGAGAAAGUGGCCUGGGAAGAAAGCGAGACCCGCAAGAAAUUCGAGGUGACUCUGUCAAAAGCCAAAGACCAUAAGAUCAACAACAUCGUCGGGCUUGCCUGUGGUAGCCUGUCUCGACCAGGCAGAUCUAAAUCUGCCUUCCAGCAUGUGUUGCUGGUCACCGCAAAGAACUGGUUGCAAACAAACGGGCUGGAUGAGCUCUCCUGCUAUAUGCAGGAUCCGGAAUACACCGACGUCGAUAGGCGAAUUUUCCGCGACGUCGGUUUCCAAGUGGUUGACGACCCAGAGGGCUUUCUCAAGGUUGAUGGACAGUCGAUUGUGCUAUCCAUAGCAGCUAACGUACCUACGAAGCUCAUCAUCGCUGAUAUCGCUAGACCUGCUAUUGUGAUCUGGUUUGUCGUUGAAGAAAUGGAUACUCUCAUGCUUGAUCCUAAUUCGGACCGGGUUAGGGAAAUGAUGAAGGGGUACGACAAGCGUGAAUUCAAACCUGACGGAACGCAGUUCCGCGAUGCUGCGAUCUAUAUCAGGAGGACUAAGGAUGAGCCGCCUUUCCAAGGUAAGGCGUGA
Messenger RNA from Penicillium egyptiacum, 780 nucleotides. NCBI's taxonomy places the organism in Eukaryota, Fungi, Ascomycota, Eurotiomycetes, Eurotiales, Aspergillaceae. The record is from the annotation of a GenBank genome assembly.